Molecule: messenger RNA, 315 nt
Organism: Penicillium canescens
Lineage: Eukaryota; Fungi; Ascomycota; Eurotiomycetes; Eurotiales; Aspergillaceae
Exons: 1
Coding region: 1-315 (104 amino acids)
Source: RefSeq, a predicted model, not a curated record
AUGGACUUCCUGGAGACAAUUUCCGCAGCAAUCACUGCAGUUGUGGCCACAGCUGAGAAUGUCGGUGCAUGGCUUAGGGCAACGGAAGAUCAGGGACGUGACGUCUUUGAAACACCCAACCUGAAUUGUAUGGCCACACUUAGGAACAGUCUUUUCGACCUUGACGUCGCAUUUAAUGACUUUCAAGUUAGGCAUCUGAUGGCAAAAGAUAGCUUUCUUGAUAUGACUACAAGGAAGCUCCACGUCUUGAAUCUUCGCCAUGCAAGGGCCACAAUCUUCACCACAAAGCUUGGGACAUUUGUGCUCACAGGUUGA